UAACAGCACAACACAGACCUUUAGACCUUUAGCCAGCCAUUUUUAUUAAAAUAUAUUAGAAAUCAGCAGCUUUGUGGUCUGAUAUGGUCAUGAAAGAACACUUCCUGUUUUCAGUUUCUUUUACUAAAUGUUAACGGAAACUGCAAAAUAUCUGCAUGAAAUUGAGGUGUGAUUUUAUGUGUUAAAUUUCUUAUUUAUUUUAUUCUAAAUUUAAACGAACUAUAAAUACAGGACCCAGUAAGUCUAACCCUAUAUAUGUGUGAUGUGUGUCCCAAAAUGUAGGUGCCAGCAAUAACUGCCAUUAGCACUAUUUAUUAGCACACAUAUUGCUAAUAAAAAAAGAAGAAUUUGUUUGAUGAUUUAUAUAAAAGCCUAUAUAUAUAUACACGUAUAUACGUAGAAUUGGGACUGUGCAUUACUCUCUAGAAUUCCUCAGAACCACUGUGUCACACAACAUAUUCACACAAAAUAUGUCACACAAAAUAUUCAGUGAGAAUGGUUUUCAUAGACAAAAGCUGCAAGACACCUCCAUCUUAUAACAAACAUCUUUGUCUUUUGCUGCACAGACGUCAAGAAAUUGAUCAUGCAUAAAAAUUGAUUACACGUUUUUAAAAACUCAGAUGAAAAAUGUUUUUCUCCUGCAGAGAAAACACAAAUAUAUAUUUGGUUAUGGCAAGAAAUGUGAACAGAAGCUCAGUACAAACUGAUAGACUGUUAAAAUUGCAGAAAAUCAUUCCAUGGUCAUAUUUAUUUAUUCUCUUCAAUAUUUCUGUACAAAGGCUUGAACAGCUGCUAGACAAUAGGUCUAAGUCGAGUAUGUCUCAUUUGUCCUGGUUUAAAUGCAUAGCCUAUAAAUCUCUCUGUAAAACCAUAAAUGUGAUAUUUAUGGUUCCCACAUAGGCCUACAGAUGCGAAAUGACUUCCACACCAAAACCCAAUUAGAAUUAAGGUCAGAGCAGAAACGAGCGCAGAAACUCAACCCUGUAACCUGGAGACGAGGAGAAACCGACCACAGUGUAACUCAACUCCGAGCCGACAUUUUACUGUCUCACUGUAUCUCUAAACAAUCAUCUAGAGAAAACAUGUAGCCUGUUAUUUAUUGAUUACUUUAUUUUUUUUUACUAUAGGUAAGUUGUUGCAUGCUUUGCUUACGUUCAUGCGCAGGACUCCAGGAUACCGUUCAUGUGAUGUGUGUGUGAUUCCUCGCAUGAUGCCAAGCAGGCAAAAGAAAGUGUUGUUCUCUAUAGCUGGUGUGCUUAGUUUCGCCUGUGUGCUGAUUGUAGCUGCGGCUAUGGGUGGAAGGAACUGGGUAAAGGGGACUGUGCUUUGCAAAACAGGCGCUCAGCUGGUUAAUGCCACUGGAUCUGAGCUGGACAAAUUCAUCGGGAGCUUAAACUACGGCCUCUUUCAUGGCCAGUGGCUGAAACAGUGCGGACUGGGGGGAAGACCUUUCUCCUUCUCGUUUUUUCCUGACCUGGUGGAUGUGAUCCCAGCUAGUCUGCAUGUGAGCGUCAUCAUCUUCUGUGCAGUGCUCAUCCUCUUCUCAUCUGUGUGUACUGCCUUCUUCAUGUACAAUGCCUUUGGAAAUCCAUAUGAGACACUGCAUGGACCUCUUGGCCUUUACUUGUGGAACCUGAUCAGCUGUCUCUGCAGCUGUCUCAUCUUAAUCCUCUAUGCAUCUGAGGUCAAACUGCAUCACCUAUCUGAGAAGAUUGCUAACUACAAAGAGAGCACUUUUGCCUACAAGACAUACAGUGAAGCAUUCGACCAUUCUUUCUGGCUCAUAUUCAUAGUUUUCCUAGUGCAUGGCCUUAACAUCCUUCUGAUCCGCCUAGCAGGUAUCCAGUUUCCCUUCCAGGAGGCCAAAGAGUCAGAUGCCAACACUGGUGCAGCAGAUCUCAUGUACUGACCAGCUCUGUUGUCCAAUAACCACCCCCUGGAUGUGACAUCCUACCACGGCUAUUAGUGCUCCUCAAUUAACGUCUCACAUCUUGCACCAUCCGUUGUUCUGAUUUGUUUACAGCUGAAUAGAUGCCACAUCUGAGCCUUUUAGUUGCUUCUUUUCACUUUCAGAAGAGGAACAGACUUGGAAAUGGUCCUGGCUGAGUGUGUGAGAGAUGAGCCUUAUCUCAUUGUGGGAAGGCAAGUAGAGGGACCCAGUCUUUCAGCUGGGCUCUUGAUUACGCAUUCAGUUAACUGCCUUCUCAAUUAAGCCAAGCUCAAUUUUAAAUACCUGUUGAAAUGCAAAAAAUGGGUUUUGUCAGCAUGGAAACUAUUUAUUUUUCCAUAGUACAUUCAUAUUUUAAAUAAGUAAGAUUACACUAAACAAUGGAUAAUUUAUUAGUAAUGUUUUUUUAUUUGUAUAUAAUGAGUGUAUAUACCAAUUCAUAGAUGUGCCAAUGAUCAUAUGAAUAGAAUUCAAUAUAAGAAAGGUUUUCUGUAACCUUGUUACAGCAGUUUCAUAAUGAAAGAAAUGAAAGACAUUUUAUUUUAGAAAUUUUAUUCAUAUGGAUACUGGUUAUCAUAAAGAAAGCAAAGGGAGUUGUUAGUGUUCAUGGUCAAAGUGAACGUUAAAAAUGGAAUUAAGCUACUUCAGUGUCACAUUGGAAUUCCAAACUGUAUAGUUUACUAGCAAUGAUUCAAGCUAUGACAAAUAGCAAUGACAAAA
This is a messenger RNA of Tachysurus vachellii, 2668 nucleotides long. RefSeq names its product clarin 1 (gene clrn1). Gene Ontology annotation, biological process: equilibrioception; sensory perception of sound. Lineage: Eukaryota; Metazoa; Chordata; Actinopteri; Siluriformes; Bagridae. The coding region runs from base 1157 to 1909 and encodes 250 amino acids. The transcript has 3 exons. The record is from RefSeq and is a predicted model, not a curated record.